Molecule: messenger RNA, 1836 nt
Organism: Halteromyces radiatus
Lineage: Eukaryota; Fungi; Mucoromycota; Mucoromycetes; Mucorales; Cunninghamellaceae
Exons: 2
Coding region: 138-1805 (555 amino acids)
Biological process (GO): protein ubiquitination; mitotic spindle assembly checkpoint signaling; negative regulation of septation initiation signaling
Cellular component (GO): mitotic spindle pole body; ubiquitin ligase complex; cytosol
Molecular function (GO): ubiquitin protein ligase activity; protein binding
Source: RefSeq, a predicted model, not a curated record
UUUUUUUCUUUUACCUUACUUAUUAUCUUUCACUUUUUUUUUCUUUUUUACUUAUCAUACUUUGAAGCAUUUACAAUAAACAACUUUUUUUUUUUAUCAACAACAGUACAUACUUUUAUUGCAUACAUUAUUAUAUCAUGCCUAGUGGAAGACUACGUAGUCAAUCAACAAGUUCAUCUCAUCCACCAUCAUCUACACCACAUUCUCCGCUAUUGUCAAGAGGUUUCGCCAGUUUACGUCGUUCACAUCGUCAUACAGCUUCAGCAACAGAACAACGACAAACCAUCGCUGUAAUGGACGCUUCUUUACCCCAAACUUCACUAACGGAAUCUAUUAUGGAAACUGAAGAUAUGAAUUCUGCUGGUCCUUCCUCUGAUCCUAUUCAAGGUCAAGUUCAUGAACAUCGAAUCCGACUUGUUCCUAAUGUUGGUAUGGCUACUCGAUGUUUUGUUUUUGAUGUGAUUGAACGAACUCUUCAUUCUGGUGUGAUAUUGAAAUUGGGCCGCUAUAGUGAUCGAAAUGCUUGUUCUGAUAGACUAUCCUUCAAAUCAAAAGUGGUUAGUCGAUGUCAUGCUGAAAUUUGGCAAGAAGAUGGAAAGAUAUACAUCAAAGAUUCUGGGUCCUCUAGUGGAACGUUUGUGAAUCGUGCAAGAUUAAGCCCUGCUAAUACAAGUAGUCGACCUUAUAUUAUUCAAGAUGGUGAUCUCAUUCAAUUAGGUGUGGAUUACAAAGGUGGAGUACAGCCGAUGUAUCGAGCCGUUAGGAUGCGUUUUGAAGUCGACCGAUCACCCUCUUUAAAACAAACUGCGUUUAGUCGGGCAGCAUUUCGUCAAUUGAAGCACUGUUUACGCUCAAGCAUGACUAAUACCACAAACACAACAUCAACUCAUCUGAUGGAUAUCUCAACAACUAAGAAAAAUGAACAUACUACUGAUUCAACAUCAUCUCCUCAACCACAGAUAUCUACAUCUUCAGUAUCAUCAGCAUCAUCAUCAUCUUCUUCUUCUUCUCCCUCUUUGGAAAUUCAAGAAUGUUGUAUCUGUUUAUAUUCCAUGGGUCCAAGUCAAGCUUUAUUCAUUGCUCCUUGUUCUCAUAUAUUUCAUUAUCGUUGUCUACGACCUAUUUUGACUCAAAACUUCCCUGGAUUCUCUUGUCCCUUAUGUCGUACCUAUUCUGAUUUGGAUGCAACUGUUGCGAUCGAAAAGGAUGAAGUGGAAAACAUGUUGCGAAUGGAUCAUGAAAAGAUCAAUGGGAAAAAGAACAACGCACCAACUAACAACUCAGGCAUUGGCACAUCACAAUUGGCAUCAGCAAAUGAUACAACUUUGACACAACCAUCGACUUCAGGAACACCAGAUAUACACGAUCAAUCGACUUCAUUGUUUGAUGAUGUAGUGACUUCAGAUACUGAUAUGGAAAUGGGAUCAUCGGAAACAGCACAUCGUCUAGAGGCAGGCAAUCCAACUCCUAGGAUAUCAUCUCAAGAACAAGACGAUGAUGAUGAUGAAGAUCGACAGAUCGAUGACAAUAUCAAUCGUCAUCAUAGUACUACAUCACCCACCACGCCCACCGCUAUCACUGGUCAUACCACUUUACGACAACGUAAAUCAACUGGACAUGAUGGAUUGUUAUCUACAACCCUGGUAGGCUCACCUUCACCUUUUGAAUUGAUGAUUCAUCAGCAUGCCCUUCCUAUCUCAUCUACUCCUCCACCCAAUCCCGCUUCAACAAUGGCAACUGCUACUGCAACAAAUAUCUCUGCAUCGACUCAUACCAUGGAUUCUUCGCACCCAUCUUCAGAUUAAUCCUCCUUUUUUUUUUUUUUUUUUCUGGUAU